Endocarpon pusillum Z07020 is the source of this 5076-nucleotide messenger RNA. RefSeq lists its product as uncharacterized. The record is from RefSeq and is a predicted model, not a curated record. NCBI's taxonomy places the organism in Eukaryota, Fungi, Ascomycota, Eurotiomycetes, Verrucariales, Verrucariaceae. Gene Ontology annotation, biological process: protein O-linked glycosylation. The transcript is spliced from 2 exons. Gene Ontology annotation, molecular function: protein binding; glycosyltransferase activity. Bases 1 to 5076 code for a protein of 1691 amino acids.
AUGUCAGCCAAUAUUGCCCAUGCGGUUCAUAUACCGUCUCCAUUUGAUCAUCAGCAGCGUAUUCGAAACUACUUCCAUGCUCAUCACAGAACAGAUGUCACAUCAUAUGAAACAUUGCCACUUUAUGGAGCUGCGCAUGGAUAUGCAAGCACCAUGUCCAUGGUGCCGCGCCAGUAUGCAUUCCCUGCAAUCUCUGCUAUGCCACAGGAAAUAUCGAAGAAAGGGACGACUGGGCUCAGCUUUACAGAGCAUGCAUUACGCAGGAAGACGCCGAAUGGAACCAUUGCAGGAGGAUACGAUGCAACUCCAGUGGACAAAACGAUUCCUCUUCCUGCCACGAAGCACAUCUUGGUUUCCUUGCAGGAACCCGCCGGCAUCGUCUCUCCACGAUCAUGUUUGCCAGAAAGAAGCUGGCAGGACAGAGCUGUGAACGCCCCAACCUUCCUAGAUUCCCGUACAAACUCUGGGCUCACGGCGAAACAGGUCAGUCCGUUUGCACAAAUCAACCAAUAUCCCACCACUCCAUCGAUGACCAAUUAUGAAAGAUGGGAGUUUCCAGGCGGAUUAGACUCUGUCUUAAAUCAAACUCUACCAAUGCAGCCAAGCGGUCGCUUUUACUUGCAGCAUGGGUCGUCUAUCCCAACGGUACUCCCAACAAGCCUGCAAGCAUAUCCAGGGCCUACAGCCUCAGCAGGAAACGAGUUCUUUGGCCGAUAUUCGCCCAACGAAGCGUUUGUCCCAUUUCCCUACUGGCCAGCUCCAGUUCGUGACCACCGCUAUUUCCCAAAUGCUUCUGCCCAUGGUUGGGCUACCAACAAGCACGCACCGCAAAAUUGGAUGACAUUACAAACUCAUCCUCAACCAUCACAAGUGGAUUUUCUAGGGCCCGGAAUUCAAGCAAGUCAUUCCAGAGAUACCGGUGGCUUUGGCCAAACGCCUAGCGACUCUUUCCCACCUAGCUAUGGCAUGACGCAAUCAGGAAGACUGCCUCCCAGCAAGGAAGAUCAACAAGGAUGUGGAUUGCAAGAUCUUUCAGUGUAUAACACAUCCGGUCCAUUUUCGCCGUCGAACAAUCACCCAAACAGCCUACAGAAGCCUCUCUCAGACUUUAGUCCCUAUUCUGACCAUGCUGCCUUGCGGGAGAAAAUAUUUAAAUGGGCUCACGAUGUCUACGUCAAUCUACUCAGCUCAAUUCACAAACACCGGCAGUUUAAUACGGUGAAUGGAAAUGGCUCCGCUCGCCGCUCUUCGAAGCUAAACAUAUUCCCUAGGCCGCCACGGCAGCCUGGAUCUGAUUUCUCUACUGUGAGAAAGAAUGACGAGAACUCGUCGCAAAGACUUUUUCAAGCGUUGCCCACAAGUAUGUCGAACUCCCAAGCAACACCAGCUCUGAGACAGAGACCUCCUCCAUCCGGAAGUAUAUGCUCGCCGUCACAAAGGCUAUCACGUCAAUGGUCUGGAGAGGGCGGACCGAGGCCGAGCGCUGGUCGGAUGCAAUCAUUCUCUGAGUAUUACCAUGACAGAUAUGGUGGUUUGCCGAACAAGGUUCAGGGCAAUUUUCCCGGGACAUUGUCAAGAGAAAGUGCGGACCCUUCUCCUGAGCGGUUGGCCGCGCUGGCUGCCCUGGAUGUGCUGGUAGAAUCUUGUCAGAAGAGCAGCCGAAGCUGGAUCGAGGGAAUGCUCCUUGCAGGUUGCUUGGCAUAUGGCCUGGGUGAUUAUACACAAGCACUGAACUGGUAUCAGAACGUUCUAUCCCGAGAUUCGUCUCACGUGGAGGCCCUUUCAAACCUUGCAGCCACACUACUGGCUCUCAAUCGACGAGAGGAGGCUCUGCAGCAUUGGAAGCAGGCGGUGAAGCUUCGGCCGAGCUAUUUUGAAGCUGUGGAGCACCUCAUCGGUCUGCUGUGCGCCAACCAGCGAACGCUCGAAGCGGUCAAGAUCAUUGAGUUUGUGGAGCAAUCACUUAGAAUAAGCAAGCAGGGUGAAUACCUGCACGGACUCGAAACCGCCAGCGAAGGCGAGAGCGAGACAAAAAGCCGAUCUUCUAGCGACUACAAUCUGGAAGCAUGGGAUGCCGCGACGUUUGACUAUGACGAGAAUGAGAAGUCUCCAAUGUUCGACUUAUCUUCGCGCGAUGUCGAAAGCCCAGGAUUUGGUUCAAGUGGAUUCGCUAUACCGGGGUCGGAGAAUGGCCGAGUUUUGGCCUUGAUCCAUGCCAAGGGGAACAUGUUAUAUUCACUGAAUGACAAUAAAGGUGCUGCCGCUGCCUUCGAAGAUGCCAUCUUGAUUGGGUCUGGGAGGCGGCGAAACGGAAUCCGGGGUCUCAUUAGGGAAAUUCUGACCGCAUUUUCUGACGAUUCAAACGAUGGAUACCUGCAGAGUUCUCGAGAUCCGCCCAAGGAGCCCAUACUACUCUACCCAGAGAAAGCACUGCUAACAGCAAAAUUGAUAUUCGGGCCACAAGGUCGGCUGCCUGGCCUGGAACAUGUUCCCCAUGGUCCGAACAGUCAAAAUGAGAAGGCCGCUGUAUCGACCACCAGCAAUUCGCUGCUCUCUUUGGCUAAGAUCUAUCAAGAUGGUCUAUCGAAUGCAGGUGCAGCGAACGGACCUAAGACUGCUACCGGAGUUCGGGACAUACUUGCUUUGUACUAUCUAUCACUGUCGUUGCAGCCGAGCCCGUCGACUGCAAACAAUGUUGGUAUAUUGCUUGCGAGCGUUCAGCAAGUCGUCCCACACCGUCUUUCACCAAAAGCAGUGGCAAAUCAAGCGAUCAAUAUCCCAGGUGUGGUAGCAGGUAGUGGCGUUGCAUUGGCGCUAUCAUAUUAUAACUACGGGUUGAACCUCGACGCACAUCAUGCACACCUCUAUACCAAUCUGGGAAGUUUGCUCAAGGACAUUGGCCAGCUUCGAGCUGCCAUCAAGAUGUACGAGCAAGCGGUCAAGUGUGAUCCCAACUUCGACAUUGCCUUGGCCAAUCUUGCCAACGCCGUGAAAGACCAAGGCAUGGUCGCUGACGCCAUCGGCUACUACAAGCGAGCAGUUCACGCCAAUCCGGAAUUUGCAGAAGCCGUCUGUGGCCUUGCCACUGCUCUCAACUCUGUUUGCAACUGGACUGGGCGAGGUGGUGUAUACGCUGGCAACGGUGAUAGAGAUCGUUGGCACGUCGAUGAUAAGGGAGUCCUCCUGGAUCCGACGCUCACUCGCCAAGGUACGGGCUGGAUGAAUCGGGUGGUCGAGAUAGUUGAUAAGCAACUGAAGGACGGAGUUUCAUGGGGCCGGCACUGUCUCACUCCCGGCUUGAUCGAGCGAUUGUGCCAACAACUUACUCAUCUCGACCACGCUGCAGGGCAUCGCAACACCAUGCAGAAAAGAUCGACAAUCCUCAAAGCUCUCCGAGAAUGGUCAGGUCAAGAUUGGGAAGGCGCUCGCAUUGUUCGCUUGAUCGAGUCUGCGAUCCGCCGGAUUUGCUGGCAGUGGUAUCAAGAUCGAUACCAUGACGGCAAGAUCUACACGGAACAUCGCUAUGCUCGACCCGUGCUUCCGGCCUCGUUGACGAGUCCUAAUGCUCCGACUGUGUUGCCCUUCCACACCUUCACUGCUCCUCUUUCGGCGAAGCAGAUUCGACAGAUCUCUCAAAGAAAUGGGCUCCGCAUAUCUGUCAUGAGCAUGCGCUCAUCUUGGCCACCAACAGCUGUGUUACCUCCACCGGCACCUCCCCAUCCCCAUCUCAAAGUUGGCUACGUUUCGAGCGACUUCAAUAACCACCCUCUGGCUCACCUGAUGCAGUCAGUGUUCGGUCUUCACAACCCCCGACAUGUUCGCGCCUUCUGCUAUGCCACGACACCGUCCGAUAAUUCUGUGCAUCGUCAACAGAUCGAACGCGAGGCUCCGGUCUUCUACGACGCGUCAUCCUGGAAUGUUGAAAAGCUGGUGAAGAGAAUUACUGAGGAUGGCAUUCACAUCCUUGUCAACCUCAACGGCUACACCAGAGGAGCGCGGAACGAGGUCUUUGCCGCGCGGCCUGCUCCAGUUCAGAUGUCGUUCAUGGGCUUCGCAGGCACACUCGGCGCAGACUGGUGUGACUACAUCUUAGCAGACGAAAUCACGAUUCCGUCCAGUACUCUAUCUCCGUCCAGGCGAAACGUUACUCUGGAAGAUCGGCUGCGGGCUGAGUCGUUGGCCGAAGAUGAAGAAGACUGGGUGUAUUCAGAGAACAUCAUCUUUGCCAAGGACACAUUUUUCUGCUGCGACCAUCGCCAGAGUGCACCAGAUGCGAAGAACGGCCCACCACCUCGAGAUGCCCGCAGCAGGCAACGAGCAUGGGAAGAUGAGCAAGCACGGCGAUGGAAAUUGAGGAAAGAGCUCUUUCCCGCUCUCAGCGACGAUGCGAUCAUCCUCGGCAAUUUCAACCAGCUGUACAAGAUCGACCCCUCAACCUUCCGUCUCUACCUCCGCAUCCUCAAUGGCCUCCCCAACGCUAUCCUUUGGCUCCUCCGCUUUCCAGACCUGGGCGAACAGCAUCUCCUUGCCUUCGCGCGCCGGUGGGCUCCUCUCCACGUUGCAUCCCGUAUCGUUUUCACCGAUGUUGCUCCCAAGGGCACCCAUAUCACGCGCGCCAGCGUUGUAGACCUGUUCCUAGACACUCCCGAAUGCAACGCGCAUACCACGGCGGCGGAUGUAGUGUGGAGUGGAACACCCGUGCUAACGUGGGGGAAGUGGGCCUACAAGAUGUGUUCAAGGAUGGCAGGAAGUAUUGUUAGUAGCGCGCUACCUGUUGGGCCGGAGGGGGAUCGCGCCAGAGGGGAGCUGCUAGUGAAGAGUGAGAUGGAGUAUGAGCAGAGGGCGGUGGAGAUGGGCCGAGGGUUACGAUACUUUAAGGAUACCCAACACGAGGGCGAUGACCGGCGGGGGAGAGGUGAGGGCCGGUUGAUGGACCUGAGACGCAUGCUAUGGGAGGGGAGAUGGGAGAGUCGGUUGUUUGACACGAAGAGGUGGGUCCGCGAUGUAGAGAGAGCUUAUCAGCUUGCUUGGUCCCGCUGGGAGAGGGGCGAAGGCGGUGAUAUCUGGUUGGAUUGA